Messenger RNA from Maniola jurtina (meadow brown), 1608 nucleotides. RefSeq names its product cytochrome P450 6B5-like. NCBI's taxonomy places the organism in Eukaryota, Metazoa, Arthropoda, Insecta, Lepidoptera, Nymphalidae. The transcript has 2 exons. The record is from RefSeq and is a predicted model, not a curated record. Bases 58 to 1608 code for a protein of 516 amino acids. Gene Ontology annotation, molecular function: iron ion binding; heme binding; monooxygenase activity.
UUAACCUGAAAACUCUUACUCAGAACUUAAACAUUUCGUUUUCGUUUCGUGUUCACUAUGACUUCAUAUUAUAUUUUGUUGCUUAUAAUAAUACUAAUAUUAAUUAUUCUAAAAUAUCUAUCUAAAAAUCAUGAUUACUGGAAGAAAAGGAACGUACCAUACCUGAAGCCGACACUACUGUUUGGUAACUACAAAGACUCCAUUUUAUUAAAAACACAUCAAAUGCAGGUCGCGCACGAAAUCUGCACCCAAUUUACAAAUGAGCCCUACAUAGGCACCUUCUACGGCACGGCUCCAGCGCUCGUCCUACUGGACCCGAAUCUAAUUAAACUAGUGUUAGUGACAGACUUUUACUACUUUUGUGCCAGAGAAGUAAAUGACUAUACUCAUAAGGAGGCGAUCACUAAAAACGUAUUUUUCACCGGCGGCGAUGCUUGGAAGAUCCAGCGGCAGAAUCUCACUCCGUUAUACUCUGCGAGCAAAGUGAAAGGUAUGUUCCAUUUGAUACAAAGCUGCGCCAAACAGUUAGAGAAACUUAUCGAAGAAGAAACGAAAUAUUCGCCAAGCAUUGAUGCGAAAACUUUACUAGGAAAAUUCGCCAUAGACACCGUAACCAGCUGCACAUUUGGAAUUAAUGCUAAUGCCUUGAAAAAAGAAGCUUCUGGCCCGAAUCCCUUUGUAAUGCUUCGAGAGAAGAUAUUCGACUCGUCAAAAUUCUCAGGCAUAAAAAUCUACUGCAGACAAAUAUGGCCAGCGUUAUUCUAUGGUUUAGGAUUCAAACUAUUCGACGAGGCCAUACAUAAUUUUUUCCGAAAAAUCUUACGUGAAGUUUUUGAAUCGCGCGCCAAUAUGAAGUCUUCCAGAAACGAUUUCGUCGACCAAAUAUUGACCUGGAAAAAGGGCAAUGUAAUAACUGUGGAAAGUAUGAGUAAUUUAAAGACAGGCGAUAAAAAGAUAGUAACUCUCAAAGUGGAUGAUGAUUUGCUGACUGGUCAAUGUGUGGCAUUGUUUGGAGCUGGAUAUGAAACGACAUCUUCUGUUAUGAGUUUUGUUUUGUUCGAGAUUGCAAAAAAACCAGAGGUUCAGGUUAAAGUGAUUGAAGAAGUUGAUUCAUAUUUUAAGAAGCAUAACGGUGAAAUUGAAUAUGAGUGUGUCAAUGAGCUGCCAUAUCUUGAAGCGUGCAUUGAGGAGACUCUUCGGUUAUAUCCACCGUUGGGAGUGAUUGCCCGGGAAGCGAUGGAGGACUAUACUUUUCCGACUGGUCUUCGUCUACGCAAAGGGGAUCGUAUUCACAUGCCUCUGUACCAUAUACAUCGUAAUCCGAAAUGUUUUCCGGAACCAGAAGAAUUCCGCCCCGAGCGGUUUUAUGGGGACGCAAGAAAAGAUAUUAAUCCUUACAGCUACUUUCCUUUCGGCGAGGGUCCCAGAAUUUGUUUAGGGAUGCGGUUUACCAAGAUGCCACUGCACGCGGGCCUUCUUGCGGUGUUCAGAAACUAUCAUCUGGAGUUGGCCGAAGACAUGCCGAAGACGGUUCCCUUGCAGCCGUACUCCAUCGUCAUCACCGCCGCCAUCCCCAUCAAACUUAACUUUAUUUCACGUAGAGCUUGA